This is a messenger RNA of Papaver somniferum (opium poppy), 2557 nucleotides long. RefSeq names its product squalene synthase 1-like. Gene Ontology annotation, cellular component: endoplasmic reticulum membrane. Gene Ontology annotation, molecular function: squalene synthase [NAD(P)H] activity. The transcript is spliced from 11 exons. Lineage: Eukaryota; Viridiplantae; Streptophyta; Magnoliopsida; Ranunculales; Papaveraceae. Gene Ontology annotation, biological process: farnesyl diphosphate metabolic process; isoprenoid biosynthetic process. The coding region runs from base 160 to 2394 and encodes 744 amino acids. The record is from RefSeq and is a predicted model, not a curated record.
UCUUACUGACACUGGUAGUGUUGAACAAUUAAUUCCUCUAGAUCCAAUCCAUCUUAGUAAUCUCCUACAAUAAAGUCAACAAAAUCCAAACGCCGAACUCAAAUCAAUAAUCUUCUCCAUGUCCAAAGAAAUAGAUUGCAGAGCAACAAACUACUAGAAAUGGACGAACUUAAAAUGGCAGCAAGUUUUUUAAGAGAGGUGGAGAAGCUCAAGAUUGCUGAGAAGAACAUACCACUUGAACCUCACUGGGCCUUUUGCUAUUCAAUGUUUCAGAAAGAUUGUAUCAGGCGUUUGUUCGGAGAUGUUUCUUCUCUCAAAUUAUUAUCUGGAAUCGACCCUCACGCGAUCGCCUUGUCUAUUCAACGAUAUCUUGGUCCCGAGCUUCGAAAUGCCAUAUGCGUUUUCUAUUGUGUUCUCAGGGCGCUUGACACAGUUGAGGAUGACAUGAACAUGCCUUCAGAUGUAAAGGUGCCUAUUCUCGAAAAUUUUCAUCGUCACAUUUAUGAUGGUCAUCUUCAGUUCUCAUGUGGUACAAAUCACCACAAAGAGCUAAUAGACCAAUUUCAUCACGUUUCAACUGCGUUCUCGGAGCUUCGAAAAAGUUAUCAAGAGUUAAUUGAAGAAACAACAAGAAAAAUGGGUGCUGGAAUGGCGAAAUUUAUACUGAAGGAGGUUGAAACAAUGAAUGAUUACAACGAGUACUGUCACAUUGUAGCUGGACUUGUUUUCAUAGGAAUGUCGGAACUUUGUCACGCCUCUGAUUCAGCAGAUUUUCCUCCAGAGCAUCUCUCCAAUUCCAUGGGUUUAAUUCUUCAGAAAAUAAAUAUUAUUCAAGACUUUUCAGACGAUAUGAAUGCAAAACCAAAAGUACAUAUGCACUGGCCUCGCCAUAUUUGGAGUAAAUAUGUGGAUAAACUUGAGGAAUUGGCAUACAAAGAAAACUCAGAAAAAGCUGUUUCUUGCUUAAAUGAUAUGGUCACUGAUGCAUUAUCGCAUGUGGAGGAUUGCCUAGAGUACUUGUCUACUCUGCAGGAUUCUGCUAUGUUCCGAUUUUAUGCUGUUAAUCUGAUCAUUUCCACCGGAAUACUUGCCCGGUGUUACAACAACGUUGAGGUUUUCAGAGGAGGAGUGAAAAUGAAUCAUGGUCAUUCUGUUAAAGUGAUCUGCGGAACGAAAGCCAUAUCUGAUGUUUAUGGUGCUUUCUAUGAUUAUUCUAGUACGCUGAAGGCUAAGAUUGAUGAUAAUGAUCCGAACGCCACAAAGACACGUAGUCGAGUAGAAGCAAUACAAAAAGUUUGUGAAAACUUAGAGAUGGGAGUAAAGGAAAAGAUCUAUCACGUUCAGCAAGGUGGGAGUUCUUUGGUAGAGCAGCAAGUUGACCCAUUUUCUCUUGUUGCUGAUGAACUCUCACUUAUUGGUAACCGGUUACGGGAGACGGUGCAGGUUGUUGGGGUACCUAAGCUCGCCUCAGCUGCAGGAUACUUCUUUGAGGUUGGAGUAGAAGGAAAGAGGUUUCGUCCCACGGUUCUGUUGUUGAUGGCGUCAGCUUUAAAUAUGUCACUACCUGGGUCCGCUCUGGAUACUGCCAAGGCCGAUCAACUCCGCGCAAGCCAGCAGCGUGUUGCCGAGAUUACCGAGAUGAUCCAUGUGGCAAGUCUUCUUCAUGAUGAUGUGUUAGAUGAUGCCGAUACAAGGCGGGGCGUCCCUUCCUUGAACACUUUAAUGGGGAAUAAGGUGUCUGUGCUAGCAGGAGAUUUUCUGCUUUGUCGAGCUUGUGUGACACUUUCCACUAUAAAACAUUUUGAGGUUUCCGAGGCACUUGGAACAGCCGCAGAAAACCUAAUAGCUGGUGAAAUGAUGCAAACGGCUAGUACAUCAGAGAAACAUUAUAACAUGGAUCAAUAUAUGCAAAAGACAUACUACAAGACAGCAUCAUUGAUUGCCAACAGCUGCAAGGCAGUGGCUCUUCUGGCAGACCAUGAAAAUGAAGUUGUAAUGUUGGCUUAUAACUAUGGCCGAAAUCUUGGUUUGGCAUAUCAGUUAAUUGAUGAUGUUCUUGAUUUCACAGGGACGUCGGCUUCCCUCGGAAAGGGCUCUUUAUCAGACAUCCGCCAUGGGAUUAUAACGGCUCCAGUUUUGUUUGCAACCGAAGAAUUCCCCGAAUUACAAGCAGUUAUAAAUCGAGGUUUCGAUGACCCUGCGAAUGUUGAUCGUGCCCUUGAAUACCUUCAGAAGAGUCGUGGAAUCCAGAGAGCUAAAGAGCUAGCAAUUGAGCAUGCUAACAUGGCAGCCUCGGCCAUCGACUCUUUUCCUAAAAGUGAUGACGAUAAUGUCAGAAUAUCGAGACAGGCCCUAGUGGAACUUACCCGUAUGGUCAUCACAAGAACAAAGUAGAGACGGGCACUUUAGUUGGAAACUCUUUCCAUUGCUGAGGAAUGCAGAAGGCUUUUGCAAUGUCUUUGCGGUAGCACAUGUAUUUGUCUCAGUAGGACAAAAUGAAGGCAAAACUAGAAAAAUAAGUCUUUUUCACAUGGUGCUCUUUGUUAAAAGAUUAUAA